AUGCACACCGAACAUCAGACCCGCGAUUACACCCAUGAAAACGAAGCAUGCUGCCCACCCGACACCAAAGAGCAAAAGCGCUGGCCCCUGGAGACCGGCUUACAGUGGGGAUCCGACCCCAGCUUCUGCUAUCAUGGAUUCUCUAAUCCGAUCGGAACUUGGACUGAGGAACGUGUAACUCAGAACUUGAUGCGCAACAUGAUACAUGCCGCCAAUAGUGUCACCGUCGACUUUGGCUACGAAUUCGAUUUCUCCACGCACACACCAAACUUCCUCUCGGAACAGCCGGAUAUCAUUCGCUUGAACAGAUACGACCUUUCUAACAACCUACAAACCGAUAUCCCAACAAAAACACCCUCGUUAAGAUCUGCCUCCCUGUCGACGGCAACGUCGCUCGACGCAAGUAGCCCGCCGGAAAUGAUCAAAGAAGAAAAGCGACCGGCGAGGCAGGAGGAGCCCGCACCACCAAAGAAGAAGCGGAAGUGUGUUCAAAAGCCUGGGCAACAAUUAUGUCACUGUCGAUCGGAAAAGAAGAGGAGGGAAGCUGUCACGCGAGGGUAUCAGGAUCUAUCUGACUUGGUCCCUGGACUGAAGAACCAUAAUUUCACGAGAAAGUAUAUACUCGAUGAGACGGCAAAAUACGUCAGUGCUCUGCUGCAAGGAAAUGAGGACUUGCAGGGGCAGUUGGAUCAGAUGAAACCUCAUAACGAGCCAGAUAUGUGGCCGCUCUUUGAAAAGGAGGAUUUAUGA
Molecule: messenger RNA, 750 nt
Organism: Penicillium waksmanii
Lineage: Eukaryota; Fungi; Ascomycota; Eurotiomycetes; Eurotiales; Aspergillaceae
Product: basic helix-loop-helix domain-containing protein
Exons: 1
Coding region: 1-750 (249 amino acids)
Biological process (GO): regulation of transcription by RNA polymerase II
Molecular function (GO): RNA polymerase II cis-regulatory region sequence-specific DNA binding; DNA-binding transcription factor activity, RNA polymerase II-specific; protein dimerization activity
Source: RefSeq, a predicted model, not a curated record